This is a messenger RNA of Drosophila sulfurigaster albostrigata, 622 nucleotides long. RefSeq lists its product as uncharacterized. The coding region runs from base 8 to 610 and encodes 200 amino acids. Gene Ontology annotation, cellular component: nucleus. NCBI's taxonomy places the organism in Eukaryota, Metazoa, Arthropoda, Insecta, Diptera, Drosophilidae. The transcript has 2 exons. Gene Ontology annotation, biological process: regulation of transcription by RNA polymerase II. The record is from RefSeq and is a predicted model, not a curated record.
CGAAAUAAUGGAUCCAAUAUAUAAUGCACUUGGCAUGAACUCUGUAACGUCGAGAAAUAUAAUGAAUUUUGUGUCAGUCAAAGAGCAGUUUGUCAAGAAAAAUAUAAGGGCACUUGCAAAGGGAAAGCUGGUGUCGCUGAUCGAUGUUGCCACCAGAAUGGAUAAAGCUAUACUGGGAAUCAAUUUGCAAAUGAUCCACGCAAGCCUGGCUAAAACCGAGAUUGUUGUGAAGACCUUGGGCAUGACUGAGCUCGGGGAAUCUCAUACUGGAAUAUAUAUAAAGAAUAAAAUUCUAGAAGUCUUAGAUGAUUAUGGCAUAACACUUGAUCAGAUCUACAGCAUUACGUCUGAUAAUGGGCGAAACAUGAUAAAAGCCGUCCAGGUAUUAAAUGAUGCGACAGAGGAAUCCAUUUAUGAAGAAGACAUAGAAAGUGAGAAUCUUCUGAAUGAACUGGAUUCUAUUGAACUGGCUAAUAUACACCUAGUGAGAUGUGCAGCACACACUCUGCAACUGUGCGUAUUUGAUGUAAAUAGAACAAAGGAGAUCGCCGAUAAAAUAAGUGCCUGUCGCACAUUAUGCAAAUCGCUGCGCACAGAAACAUAUAGGUAAUAUAUAAGUUAU